UAUGUUCCAGUAUCCCCCGCUGGAUGCCUGAAACCACCAGUAGUACCAACCACUGUAUAUUCUCUUGUUUCCAACUUGUACAUACAGAUAAAUGAUUGAGUAAAAAAGGGUUACUUGAGAACAAGCACUUUGAAACCAUGACACUCAACCUGCUGACCUAGGUGACUAACAUAUGGGGGACAUCUGUGGUAUGGAUAUACAAUAGGAAAUGGUGAUUUUUCCUUAUUAAUUGGUAUUAGCACAGGUAGUUCCUUACCUGAAGGAAAAUAAAAUUAUAUCCUUAUGUAAGAGGAUUCAAAGUUUUAGUGUAAAAAUUGAGCAUCUAGAAACAUAGAAAUCCAGAGAAGGGUUGCUAUCUGUGUGCAAAAUUUUCUUGCAGAUCAAAAAAUUAAAUAACUAACUGGGAACCUGAGCAAACAAUAUGGAUAGACAGUUCACAGAAAAGAGAGAUCCAAAGUUUAACAGAAUGAAAAGAUGCCCACACACUACUAGUAGUAAAAGACAUGCAAAUUUAAAGAGUGAGGUAUUUUAUACCCAAAGACAGCAAAGGUUGUAAAUGCCGUUAUCAUUUCAUAAUAGUAGGAUUGUAAAGGGAAAGAGAACUUCCUAACUCUCUAAAAGAAAUGUGAUUCUUAACAUCUUUUUUCAGAAAAGAAUCUGGCAGCACUUAGCUAAAAUUCAAACCAGUAAUUCCAUACUUGGGAAUCUGGCCUAUGAAAACAGCACGUAAGGGUAUACCACUCUGUAAGGCCAUGGACUUUAAGGCUACUUGCUGAAGCCUCCUCCUAACCUGGGAACCAACUGAGUGCCUGUCAGCAGGAGAUGGUCGUAAAUGGACUCAGAAAUCGAGGAAGAAAUUCCUGUGCAUGAGGAAUUCAUUUCAUGUGGUGGAGGCGAGACACAAGUCCUGAAGUGUGGGCCCUGGACAGACUUAAAUGAUCCAAGUAUCGACAAGCCUAAGCUGCUUAUUUUCAUUAUUCCUGGUAACCCGGGUAUUUCAUCCUUUUAUGUGCCAUUUGCAAAAGAUUUGUACGCUUUAACAAACAAACGCUUCCCAGUUUGGAUCAUUAGUCACGCUGGACAUGUCUUGGCCCCCAAAGACAAGGAGAUUAUGACAUCAGAGGAUCCAAAUGCUCAAGAAAUUAAGGACAUCUAUGGACUCAGUGGCCAAAUAGAACACAAACUAGCCUUCCUCAGAACCCAUGUACCAAAGGAAAUGAAGCUGGUGCUUAUUGGCCACUCCAUAGGCAGCUACAUUUGCCUUCAGAUCUUGAAGCGUGCGCCUGAGCUCCCAGUAAUCCGUGCCUUUCUGCUUUUUCCAACAAUUGAGCGAAUGUCUGAGUCACCCAAUGGCAGGAUCGCCACUCCACUUUUGUGCUGGUUUCGAUAUGCUCUCUAUGUUAUUAGCUACUUAUUACUUAAACCAUGUCCUGAGACAAUCAAGUCCAUGGUAUGCAGAAUGAGCCUUCAAGCAAUGAACGUGAAAAAUGAAUUUGUACAGAUGAAUAUGUUAGAACCAUUCUGCAUUGCUAAUGCUGUGUACCUUGGAGGCCAAGAAAUGAUGGAGGUUGUGAAGAGAGACGAUGAAAUCAUUAAGGAAAAUUUGCCUAAGCUUACAUUUUACUAUGGUACUACAGAUCGCUGGUGUCCAAAAGAGUACUACGACGACAUCAAGAAAGAUUUUCCAGAAGGAGAUAUUCGACUCUGCGAGAAAAACAUUCCCCAUGCUUUUAUCAUCAGCUUUAGCAAGGAAAUGGCCACCAUGGUGGCCAACUGGCUUGGGGAUGAUCUAUCCAAAUUGUGAUGCGUGCAAUACUGACGAUAAGCACCUCCAGCCAGUGCUGAAGCACAGGGUAUGUGCUAUGUCCUAUACAUACUUAAUCAGCAACUGUCAGAUUUUGAUAUAUAUAAUGUUAGAAAAAAAAAAAUAGAUUGAGAACCUCCUGGCUUCCAGACUGCUGGUUCGCAGUUCCAUGCGCUUCAGGCUGAAGUGAGGACUGUUGAUGACGGUUCCAUGGGGUUAACACCAUUUCCAAGAUCCAGGGAACACAGUGACCUCAACAAGGUUUCGUAUUUAUGCAAGAUGCCCGUGACAGCCUGAGGUAUAUGUUGGUAGGCAGAAUCUUCACAGUCAAAAGAAAAAUCUAGACGUAGUCAUUUAGAUUGAGUUACAUAGCAGAAUAGACUCUCCUAGAGAAAAUUGUGAAAUACCCAGAGAAACUGUGAGCUAAUUCGGUGAAUGUGAAGUAGAGCUAGGUAUAUGAAGGGUAGGAAAUCACGAUGAAGAGGCAUGUAUGUCCCAAGAGCAGGAAACAGCAGGCGGCAGAUAUUGCAGUGACCCCGGUCUCCACUAAGCACGAAAGAUGAUCAGCUCAGACCAGCUGCACAGCUCGGCAGAGCUCACUGCAGUGUGACUGCCUGAUCCACCCACAUUAGGCAUAGAAUAAAGUUUGCCAGACAUCAUUUUGCUCAACUGCCUAGAAUAUAAAGAGUUUCCAAAGGAUCCCAACUGUGUUUCCUAUCAUGGAACGGACUGCAGGCUCUGUGCUGAGCUUCAGCCUGGCAGGCUGUAAGCUCCCUGCAGGCUUCUGUUCUUGCACUGGCUGCUCCUGACUCAGGCCGUGCAUGCCACCAUGCAGUUUUCUGCUCAUGAUUUCUUACAGUAAAACUCUGUCAAGACCAGCAGUGAGCCAAGUGUGUGCUGGCCAAGGAGGAUAGCAUUCUUACCAACUCUGUGAUCCUUUUCUUCCAAAAAGUAAAUAAUUUUUGAAAGGGUAUUUUACAUUGAUUGCUGAGUAGUGAAACAUUACCUUAGAUUAAUUCUCUGUCUCUGCAUGAACCAUAUCUGUUAGGAAGAAGUCAUUUUGCUAACAAAGCAAAGCAGGCUGUUCUGUUUGGUUAUGUGAAUUCACUUCAGUCCACCCUGAGGUCUAGAGAGACACAGUAUGUUGUCUGGGUGGGCUGACAGUACAGUUACCUUCCCCACAGUGACUGAAUCCCAAGACCUCAGGAAUUGGUGAAUUCCACUAACCAUGGGAAGAGCUGAUGCUUGAUCAGAAACAUUCCAUGUUCUCUGAGAAGUGGUCCCUCAUGGACUUAGCAUCCUAAGAGCCAUGAGAUGUUGGCCUUCUUCUCAAAACCUAAAGCUGCUAACGAAAGAUUCCAUCCUCAUAUGCCAGCAACUCCUCAGUGUUGAAUGAGUUGUUGCCCUUUGCCAUGGCUUCCGCAUCAGAACAGAGUCUUCCCUGAGGAGAAAAGCAGUGCUCUAGACAAGGAGUGCUAUUAGCCUGGGAGCAAGAGCCAGCAGAGAGACAGGCCCCAGGCGCUGGUCAGCAUGCAAAGUCCUUCCUAACAUCUGUGUGAGGAGACGUUCUGGAAAUGCAAUGUUAGAAGCCAGGAGAUUCUCGGCCCAGGGCGCCUUGCACACAGGAGCUGCUCAGCAGCACUCCAUCGGAGCCUACAGGCAAGUCCUGAGAGUAACACGCCCACCUUUCCUCUUAGACGUUGUAUGAGUCAGCUUUCUUAUUGCCUUAACCAAAAAACCUGAGAGCAGCUAACUUAAAAAGGUUUGUUCUCACUUGUGGUAGCCUUAUUGGUCUGGUAUCUGAUGUGGACACUAGAGGUGGAACGGGUCCAGAGGGAAGAUCACCUGCGGUGAGGCAGGAAACAGAGAGGCCCCACUCAACCUUACAGCCAACCCUCGUAUCUGUCCCUUCCAAGGGCACACCUCAGUGACCUAAAUUAGAA
Molecule: messenger RNA, 3747 nt
Organism: Ochotona curzoniae (black-lipped pika)
Lineage: Eukaryota; Metazoa; Chordata; Mammalia; Lagomorpha; Ochotonidae
Gene: LDAH
Product: lipid droplet associated hydrolase
Exons: 7
Coding region: 833-1804 (323 amino acids)
Biological process (GO): lipid storage
Cellular component (GO): lipid droplet
Molecular function (GO): lipase activity
Source: RefSeq, a predicted model, not a curated record